CGCCAGUAUGUGAUUCGGCUCUUGCUGCUUUUGCACUGUCGUAGACCGGUGAUUACAGCUCCUGCACCUCACAUCUACUGUACCAUGGCUGGACGACUGUUACUGCGGUGUUUGAGCAGGUCCUUCACAGAGUUUACACCCGGAGCCAAAAGUGUUGGAAGGAGAGGAACAAAAAACUACACCUGGACAACUUUAGGAAUGACUACCGGUGCCCUGAGUAGUGGACGAGUUGCAUUUCUCCUCGGGCUCCCUGGACUGUCAUAUCUGGGUUAUGGAGUCUUUUGCAGGGUGCAGAGUUCAACUGCAGUGUAUGCUUUGGAAAGAGAGGAAGUCCUGGAGCAGGCGGAUUACCUCUACAGCUGUGCAGAGACGGAGAAACUUUACCAGCUGCUGUUGAAGCACAAGGACAGUGAUGAUGCAGAGUUCCUGUGGAGGCUCGCCCGAGCAUCUCGUGACCUGUCCCUGCUGCCCGAUAUGAACCAGGAGCGGAAGAAGCAGCUGGUGUUCGAGGCCUUCAGCUAUGCAAAGGCAGCUCUGGAGAAGGAUGACACAUGUUUCGCUGCACAUAAAUGGUACGCUGUGUGUCUCAGUGAUGUGGGAGAAUAUGAAGGAGUCAAGAGCAAAAUUGGAAAUUCCUACAUCAUAAGAGAACAUCUGGAGAGGGCCAUCGAGCUCAAUCCCAAGGAUGCGACCUCGUUACACAUUAUAGGUUUCUGGUGCUUUGCUUUCGCUGAUUUGCCGUGGUAUCAGCGCAAGGUGGCGGCUGUCAUCUUCUCUACGCCACCGACGUCAACAUUUGAGGAGGCGUUGGGAUACUUUCUGAAAGCCGAGGAAGCUGACCCGAACUUCUACAGUAAAAACCUGCUGAUGCUGGGGAAGACGUACAUGGCCAUGAAGGACAGGCAGAAUGCCCUGCUCUGGCUCUCAAAAGCGAGGGAUUACCCAGCUCUCACUCUGGAGGACAAAGAGACCCACAAGGAGGCCGUGGAGCUCCUGAAGACUCUCGGGUGAAGCUCCGGUUCCCCCCGCGAGGAACACCUGGCCCAGCAGGACCUUUGAACUGUUGCUAUGAACCAACGGUGUCCGAGAUCCGGACACAAGCGUUCAGGUUCAACACAUACGAAGAUCAUUUACUUUGCAGUUACGAGAUGUGUUUUUGAUCCGGGUGUGGAUAACGGGAUGUUCACGUUCCUCUUGAAGGUGACGUCACGGGAGACAGGCAGCAGCAGCUAAUCGCUGAGCUAAUUAGAGCAAUGAUAAACAGCUUCAUACUUGUAACCAUGAGAUAUUUACACAAAGCUAUCCAUGUACUGUUUAGAUUUCCUUUAAUCUAUGAGAUGGUUUCAGUUGCUUUUACGUUUAAAUACAACGCGUCUUUUCAGCAGUGUUAAUACUUGAUUAUUUAAGUAAACACUGACCAAAACUAAAAUGUUGCAAAUGAUUCUUUUUUAAAAUUUUGUAUUAAAAGUGUGUGACUCAGAUUGCUUUUUGUGGUUAAAUGAUCUGCCUCAAACAAUAAACCCAAAGUGAGCCAGUGA
This is a messenger RNA of Cololabis saira (Pacific saury), 1538 nucleotides long. It is a transcript of the gene rmdn1, whose product is annotated as regulator of microtubule dynamics 1. Gene Ontology annotation, molecular function: microtubule binding. Bases 85 to 1011 code for a protein of 308 amino acids. The record is from RefSeq and is a predicted model, not a curated record. Gene Ontology annotation, cellular component: spindle microtubule; cytoplasm; mitotic spindle pole. NCBI's taxonomy places the organism in Eukaryota, Metazoa, Chordata, Actinopteri, Beloniformes, Belonidae. The transcript has 10 exons.